AUGGUUAAGGCCGUUGCUGUUGUCCGUGGUGACUCCAAGAUCACCGGAACCAUCACCUUCGAGCAGACCUCCGAGUCUACCCCUACGACCAUCUCAUGGGACAUCUCGGGCCACGAUGCCAACGCCAAGCGUGGCAUGCACAUCCACACUUUCGGUGACAACACCAACGGCUGCACCUCUGCCGGACCUCACUUCAACCCUCACAACUCCACUCACGGUGCUCCCACUGACGAGAAGCGCCACGUUGGUGACCUCGGCAACUUCGACUUCGAUGGCCAGGGUAACUCCAAGGGCUCUACCGAGGACAAGCUCGUUAAGCUAAUCGGACCCGAGAGCGUCAUUGGCCGAACUGUCGUCGUCCACGCUGGCACCGACGAUCUCGGCAAGGGUGACAACGAGGAGUCUCUCAAGACUGGUAACGCUGGUGCCCGCCCUGCUUGCGGUGUCAUUGGUAUCUCCAACUAA
This is a messenger RNA of Pestalotiopsis fici W106-1, 465 nucleotides long. Its product is annotated as Superoxide dismutase. Gene Ontology annotation, molecular function: superoxide dismutase activity; copper ion binding. Gene Ontology annotation, biological process: removal of superoxide radicals. The record is from RefSeq and is a predicted model, not a curated record. NCBI's taxonomy places the organism in Eukaryota, Fungi, Ascomycota, Sordariomycetes, Amphisphaeriales, Sporocadaceae. The transcript has 5 exons. Bases 1 to 465 code for a protein of 154 amino acids.